AUCUAUAUCAAUGUCGAAUUAGUGUCUUUUCUCUACUCAAUAGACAUGGAUUAAUUAUAGCUUGAUACCACCUUCAUAUACUAGUAGAUUUUUAUAUUUGUGCUGUUUUCUAGGAUAUUUGGAAGUGUGAUGUUCCUCUAUAUGCACAAAUAUCAUUAGUCCUAGUCCCUCUUCACACAGUCCGGCAUCCCACCACCAGCCCCCUCAAACGUGCAUCCCUUCUCUCUUUCCACCCUUUUGCCCCACUUCUGUCGAAAAAAAAAACCCACUAUUUUUAUACAAUUUCAUGCAAUUUUCUUUCCCAAAGUUAAUUUCUUGAAUGUUCUAUGUGCUUGAUUUCUUAUUUUUCUGCAUAGUUUGUUUGUGUAAUUUAUGCAUUGAAGUUGGGGCUUGAAUUGUUUCAUGGGUUUGCAAUUCUAGAUUGUGUUUUUUUUUCCUGAAAAUGCAAACUUUAGAAUCAAUUUAACCCAUUAUUCCACAGAUUAAACGAUAUAUGGUUGGAAAUAGAACAGAAAUUCUGGGUUUUUGAUUGGUUUGAUAAGAGCAGGAGAUAUCUAGGGUUUUAAAUAGUGGUAAGUGAUUUAAUUCCCCUUUUUGUUUGAUUGAAAUUAUUGGUUUUCGUUGAUGUUAUUGUGGUGAUAUUGCAUGUCAAUUUGAAUUGAAUUUGAUUAGUGGAUUUGAGAAUGUCAAUUUUGUUGGAUGGUAAUGUAUGGAAGAUGGAUUCGAAACCCGAGGCGGGGAAUGCUUUUGGGGGUGGAGCAGUUGAUGUUGGUGUAGGCAUGUUGAAUAAUAUGCAAAGCUGUUCACAGUUAUCAGGUCUCAGUAUUACAUCUGAAACUUCUGCCCUUAAUUUUGUGUAUCACAGAAAGAGGGUUUCUAAGAAUCCUGUUCCUGUUUUCCCAACCCUAUCACCUGAUAAUAUUACUUUUGUCUAUGAAAGAAGGAAGAAUCAAAAGAGUGUAGCCCCUAAUUUUGUAGCUAUGUUCUCGGAAAACUCGUUACCUAACGGUGCCUGUACUUCGGGUAUUAGAUCAGAUAAUAAUGCCAUUGCCAUAACCCUAGGCACAAGAAAUAAAGGAUUAAAUGAAAGGGAGGCUACUAGGGUUUCUUCAAUAGAACAACCAUUGACAACAUCGGAGGCAAUUGAUGGUUAUGUGACUGAGGACCGUGGCUUUGAUGGAAAAGACAAGAUGAACAAGGGUUUUGAGUUGUAUAGUGUAGAUGAUAGUUGUUCAUCGUCAAGGCUUGAUUUGGAUAGCGGUUCGUCUCCGUUGAAGAAUAAAGUAGAUGACACUGAUGAGUGUUCAUCCUCUGGUGCAGUUGUUGUAGAUGUGACGGGAAAUGACCAAUCCAUAUCGGUUAAGGGUCUUUGUGUUUCUAUUCUUCGAAGUUAUGGCUUGUUGUCUAAUUCUGGGUCAAAUAGAUCUGGUACUUCUGAGGAAGAAGCUCCAUCAUGUAGUGGCAGGAGUUGCUCUCGAACUUGUAAUGUUUGUAGUCGAAUCGGUACAGCAGACACAAACAUGCUAAUUUGUGAUGAGUGUGAGAAAGCCUUCCAUAUAUCAUGCUUCAAUCCGUGCAUAAGAAAGAUUCCGACUGAUGAUUGGUAUUGUCAACCGUGCUCUAAAAAGAAGCAUAACUUGUUAAAAGAGAGAGCAGUAAGAAAGUCAUCAAUUAUCAGGACUGAUAAGGGCUCUGUGACAUCUGAAGGAGAUUUCAGUCCAAUAGCACUGAUGCUAAAUGAUUCUCAGCCUUACAUAACUGGUGUCCGGGUUGGUAAAGGAUUUCAAGCAUUCGUUCCUGAGUGGUGUGGACCUGUUACACGGGGAGUCAGUUCGUUUCCUGAACCAAUGGAGUUGGAUCCAUUGCAAUCGGUCAAUUUUCCGGGACCUAAAUCUGGCAAACCUCAUAAGGCCUUUAUUGGUAAUUGGCUUCAGUGUAGAGAUGUCAUUGUUGGCAUGGGAGACAACAUUGAUGGAACUAUAUGUGGAAAGUGGCGCAGGGCUCCUCUGUUUGAGGUCCAGACUGACAAUUGGGAUUGUUUUCAUUCUGUUCUUUGGAAUCCAUCUCAUGCUGACUGUUCUGUACCACAGGAACUGGAAAUUGAAGAAGUAAUGAAGCAAUUGAAGUACAUUGAAAUGUUGAGACCUCGAUUGGCAGCAAAGAGACGGAAGUUAGACAUGUGUAUUGCUAGUGGCUCUGAGGUGCCGACAGAGGAUGUGAGCAAGUGUACAGGCUCUGUAGAUGCAGCAAGGACUACAUAGUCUUGCUGUGCAACACCGGUGAAUUUUAUCUCAGUUCAUGGGUCUGAUUUUGCAGGUAUCCUAUGUUUGCUGACCAUGUUGUAAUCAAACCUAGUUAGUAUAGCGUACUUGUAAAAAUGAUCUAAGCUAGUUUUGUUUCUGCCUAUUGAGCUCGUGCAAAAUUGUAGAAUUAUGCCGCCGGUUUUGCUGUGGUUAUAGGGGAUUACAUCUGCGUAUCAAACUUGGUCAAUUCGGAUGUUGAAUGAAUGGAUGGAGGUAACUAAAAA
This is a messenger RNA of Chenopodium quinoa (quinoa), 2527 nucleotides long. Its product is annotated as zinc finger protein dpff-1-like. Gene Ontology annotation, molecular function: zinc ion binding. The coding region runs from base 684 to 2261 and encodes 525 amino acids. The transcript is spliced from 6 exons. Lineage: Eukaryota; Viridiplantae; Streptophyta; Magnoliopsida; Caryophyllales; Amaranthaceae. The record is from RefSeq and is a predicted model, not a curated record. Gene Ontology annotation, biological process: chromatin remodeling.